AUGGAUGGCGACGAACCCACGCAAGCGACGCAGAAUGUCCUCGACCCGCGCCGUAUCGGGAAGCAGAACUCGGGCUUCUCAGAUGAAGACAUUUCUGAUAUAAUAUGCGUCCUCUAUCCGCACUCGGAAUCGGCCCGCAUCGAACUUGAACGCCUUGUCAAGGAAGGCUCUCCCCAUAUUAUCGGUAAGGACGAAGCGGACGGCGUUGAGCCAGAUUAUGCCCUUGAAGACCAGGCUGGCCGAUUUAGCGCCAACACGGGAAGCAGCGGCAGCCAUGCUAUUAUCCUUCGGCUGUCGUCACAGCUCAAGAACCCCGCUGCUGGGUUUGUCUUUGGCCGCAACACGAUGCGAUGCGAUGUUGUAUUCGUAAACGAUCCCUUGAAGCGAGUCAGCAACAUACAUUUCCGAAUAUAUGUCAACGAGUAUGGCACUGUCAUGAUUGAGGAUCAGUCUACCAAUGGUACUAUAGUAGAUGACCACAUUCUUGCCUCGAAUCCUUCAGCCAAAAGAGAUGACCCGCCUAUAACAAAAUGGGUUCUCAGCUCUGGCUCCAUCAUCAAGGUGUAUCUCCACCAAGCGGAAAGAGAUUUGACUUUCCGAGUCAGGAUACCUCGGCGAGAUAAUGAGUACGACCAAGCGUAUACCGAAAAAGUCGAUGAUUUCUUUACUCGCCACGGAAUCAAGCGUUCAAAUGACACAAUCACUCCUGGACCUGGUGGACACGUUGAUCUCUUCAAGGUUCCAGCCCAGAACCAAUUUAAAAGAGAGGAGACGGACGAAAUUACCCAGCAAGCUUCUCGCAAACCACAAAAAAGGAGAGACGGCAACGGUAACAGAGAAUGGACGGGUUCUAAGAAGUACAACAGAAUUGGCACAAUCGGAAAGGGCGCUUUUGCGAUUGUUCACAGGGUCACGUCUAAGUACGACGGUUUACCCUACGCAGCCAAGGAGAUUGAGAAGCGUCGUUUUAUAAAAAACGGCGUGCUGGACCAAAAGGUUGAGAAUGAGAUGAAGAUCAUGCAGCGGGUUGAACAUCCUCAUAUCGUUCAGUAUAUGGAGCAUUUCGAAUGGGAUGACCGGCUACUUAUCAUCAUUAUGGAGUUUGUCCCUGGUGGUGAUUUGGGCAAACUUAUCUCGGACCACAAAGCUUUGACAGAGGAAAGUGUUCGAAUCAUGUCAAAGCAGCUCUUGAGUGCAUUAGGAUACCUACACGACAACAACAUCACUCAUCGCGACGUCAAACCAGACAAUAUUCUUAUCAACUCUCUUAAUCCUAUCGAUCUGAAACUUACCGACUUUGGCUUGUCGAAAAUGGUGGAUAGUGAACAGACUUUCUUACGAACGUUCUGUGGCACUUUACUCUAUUGUGCGCCGGAGGUGUACACAGAAUAUGCGGAGUAUGAUGAUAAUGGCGUACGUAGCCGGGGCAAGAAAAUGCGACGUCCUCCAGGUCAGAGAUACAACCAUGCUGUUGACAUCUGGUCUUUAGGCGGUGUAUUGUUCUACGCUCUGACUGCGUCGCCCCCUUAUCCAGUUAAGAGCGGCAUUAGCUAUUCUGAACUGUUGCACAAGAUCAUGACUACCCGGUUAGACACCUCGCCCCUGGAGAGAAACGGCUUAAAAGAGCCAGUGAUCGAAUUCCUUUGCAGAAUGCUUGAAAAGCGCCCAGAAUACCGAGCGACAGUUACAGAACUCGAACACCACCCUUGGUUUACUGGCGAAUCCUCGGUCAUCAGCGCCUCGCAAUCUUUUGACGAGAUCUCGGACGACGACAUGUAUGAUAACUUCUCUCAGUUACAGCCCCGCCACUACGAGGAAGACCGGGUUAGUGACUCCAUGGGUGAAGAGUCGGAAAAAGAAAUUACGGCAGGACUUCCAGACGCAAACAAACCCAGGCUUUUCGGAGAAGUUGGUGUUUCCGCCAUUGGCAGCUCUGGUGUAAUUCCAGGCGAAUACCUCAACCUCGAAGCGAGCAACGCUAGCACAGGUGAAACUGAGAUUCUUAAUCAAGAUGAGGACGAGGCUUACCAAUCAGACGAGGAUGCCACGCCUAGGGGUAGAAACCGCCGAGCAUACCGCCAAACGACUGCCUCUAUGGUUCAAAAACAGUCAGAAGAUCAGCUUCAAAGCCUUGUUGAGAAUGUGGCAUCCCAAAGCCUUGGUGGCGACGAACCUAGUAUGCAGUUUCUGGGGGCUUCUCAGUUCUCCUUGCAAUCAUCGGAUUUGAAUACUAGUAAACGCAAACCUCCUUCCCAAGACACCAGCGACGAGUUUGAGGAGAGCACACCACGCGGAAAACCCACUAUGAAAAGAUUAAAGUCGGAGGGCAAUCUUGAAGAGAUGACAAAAGAAGCACUUGAAGAGUAUCAACUACUGAUCCAGGUCCCUGUAGCCGGAAAACCAUCCUCGGGACGACAAAUUGACCAGCCUUUCAACAAAACAUGCUUCUGGGAACAGGACAAAAAGACCUGGCAUUUCAACUAUCCUGAAUUGACCCACCUCCAACACAAAGCCUUCGAGCAGGCGGCGAAGACAAGGGGUGAAACGUUUGCGCCCGGAAAGACCCCAUUAUGGGAUCUUGCAAUGAAGUAUUUCUCUCCAGUGUCAAAAGCUGGAACACAGAUCAGCGAAACUCGGCGAAGCUCCCGGACACCGCAGGGCACGACAGACGACGCCAUGGAGUUUCCACCUACCGCUGUCGCCUCGGAGGACUCACAAAUCCCUGAUACGUUGCCCACUUCCCAUACCCAGAUCGUCGUCCCUGUCCAAAAACCAGAACCCAACAAACAACUCGUUGGCGUCAUCGAGUCCCAUCCAGAGUCGUGCAUACCAGGCAUUACUAUCCCUAUUACCGACACUUUGGUUUCUUUUGGUCGUGGUCCUUCAAAUACAGAGCCGUUCAGCGACAUUUACGAAUCUCGGGUACCCAAGUAUGCUUUCAAAAUAUUGCUCUGGAAAGAUGAUGACACAUUCGACCCAUCAAAGAUGCCUUUUCCUUGGCUCCGAAAUGGGGAGGAUCCAAAUGCCUACAGCUUCUACGUCUCGACUAAAGCAUCUGUUGGCAUCAACAUCAACGGUUAUCAGCUUGCCUCAGCCGACGCUAAGAACCACGGCGGGCCUUCUCAUCACUGGACUCGUCUCUACAACGGUGAUACGUUGACAAUCUGGGGGUCUGGCGACCGCAGCAGUCAACAAACAAAGCUCAAUUUCCAAUGUCUCUGGGGUGCCUCUACCCAAGAGCGUGGCGAGAACAAGGCACUGGAACUCGCACAGAAACCAAUGGCCCAGAAGCUGGAUGCCGCAUGCCAGAAAACAGAGAAACGCAUCAAGGAUGCUGUAGAGAGAAAGAAGAAGGAAGAUGCAAUCAGUGCUGAUUUGCAAGAACGUGCGGAAAACAUAGACAGGGAACGAGCACGGAGCGAUGCUUUCGAAAUGAAACGACAAGAAGCCAUCGCGUAUUUCGAAUCAAGACAGAGCCCUCUGUCACGCAUGGCUGCGAUCACAAGUGCACCCCUAACAAGUCAUUUUCUUGGGAUUCCAUUGCCUCGCCCAAACCCCAGCCAGGAGAAUAGUUUUCAAAUUCAGUAA
Messenger RNA from Fusarium venenatum, 3588 nucleotides. RefSeq lists its product as uncharacterized. Lineage: Eukaryota; Fungi; Ascomycota; Sordariomycetes; Hypocreales; Nectriaceae. Gene Ontology annotation, biological process: protein phosphorylation; mitotic DNA damage checkpoint signaling. Gene Ontology annotation, molecular function: protein serine/threonine kinase activity; ATP binding; protein binding. Gene Ontology annotation, cellular component: nucleus. The record is from RefSeq and is a predicted model, not a curated record.